Molecule: messenger RNA, 1179 nt
Organism: Oryzias melastigma (Indian medaka)
Lineage: Eukaryota; Metazoa; Chordata; Actinopteri; Beloniformes; Adrianichthyidae
Product: V-set and transmembrane domain-containing protein 5
Exons: 5
Coding region: 316-918 (200 amino acids)
Biological process (GO): filopodium assembly; positive regulation of excitatory synapse assembly
Cellular component (GO): dendrite; plasma membrane; axon
Source: RefSeq, a predicted model, not a curated record
GCAUGUGCACAUUAAGGAGCUCGUCGUCUUCAGUCGCGAGGCUUUUUACUUUUUAACAGAAAACGUCGACGAUAAAACGGGUGAAGUGCGAGUCUCUCCGGGGAGCGUGUUCUGACUGAACCAGUGGGCUGAUUGGCAGAGACUUGUGUUGAUCUGUGAGAGGACGAGGAAGGCGCUUCAGUGACUUCGGUUUCCCUGGAAAAGCAAAGCUAAGACGGCAUGAGGACUCCGUAGCCCAAAGGACAUGGACCACAAUGUGAAAUAGCCUGGAGGAGAUUUUUCUGCUGAUGUUCGACAGAUGGGUCAGCGAUUCUAAUGAGGCAUUUCCGGCUCUGGAAUGUACACAACGUGGCUGUGGUUCUCAGUGUCACAUUAUAUAUGUGCCACAUAGCCGGAUGCAUUUCCAUCCAUUCUGCACAGAGGAACCUCAGCAGGUCGGUCCAGGAGGAUGCGGUCUUCUCGGUGGACGUGUCUUCUACUGGUGUCCCCACCAUAGAAUGGACCUUCAUGUCUGGAGCGGGGAGCCGCUCCAUAGGGACUUGGCAGCCUGGGGGGAACAUCAAUAUAACAGCAGAUUACAGCAGCAGGGUAAGGGCCUAUGAGAAUGGCUCCAUGAUUCUGAUGGACCUGCGGCUGCAGGACACUGGGUUCUAUCUACUCACCGUCACCGAGCCGGCAGGAAGCAGCAAGGAUGUGGGCUUUGUUCUGAGAGUAAACGAGGUGCUGUAUGAGGACCUCCAGUACCUGUCCAUCACUGGUUUAGCUCUGGGCGUCGUGGCGGCGCUGCUCAUGCUGGUCACAUGGCUCCUGCACAAAGCCUGCAUGAAGGUAAAGGCGUGGAGGCUGAGGAAGCAAAUGCCAGAAAACGAUGAAACUGAGCUGCAAAGGCUUGAAAGUCAACCAGGGCAUCAGAGUUGAAGCACCUGAAGAACCCAAGGAUUUAUUUUAAAAGCGAUGUUUUUUUUUAUAUAAUACUGUAGUUAUUUUUAAGCAACUCAUCUCUGUCAUCCAGUGUUUUCACUCUGGUGCUGCUCUCUGGAGGGACUGUAAACAUGUGAGUCUGACAAACAGCUGAGUAUUUAUUGUAGAAGUGAGUGAACUGAUGCUGACAUUUGUGUUCUGUCAACGUUUACUGUUCUAAAAUUAAUGGUUCAGACCAUAAAAACAAUCCAGAACUUC